AUGGCUAGGAAGAAAGUAAAGCUUGCCUACAUAACCCAUGACUCAAAGAGGAGGGGAACAUUCAAGAAAAGAAAAAAUGGUUUAUUUAAGAAGCUUAAUGAAAUAAGUACCCUUUGUGGAAUUGAAGCGUGCGCUAUAAUUUUUAGUCAAAACGAUCAUCAACCAGAAGUUUGGCCGUCACCAUGGGGAGGAGUUCAAAAGGUGUUGUCGAGGUUUAAGAGUUUAUCUGAAAUGGAACAAAGAAAAAAGAUGCUGAAUCAAGAGAGUUUCUUGAAGCAAAGGAUCCAGAAGGGACAAGAACAAUUGAAGAAACAAAGGAAUGAAAACAGAAAGAAGGAAAUGACCAAUCUUAUGUUUCAAUGUGUUAAUGCUGCCCAUAUUAUUGGCAAUGUUGGCCUCAAUGAUCUCAAUGAUCUCUCAUGGAUGAUUGAUCAGAACUUGAAACAAAUCGAAAGGCGUACCAAUGAGACUCAAGCUGAAGAGGUGGUCGAAAAUCGUGAUGAAAAUGUGAUUGGUAGGGAGCAGGGCAUGGAGAACAAUGUUGAUGCAAUGCAAAGUCAACAUUGGUCAUUGGACUUCACCAGCAACAAUUUUGGUGAUGUGUUGCCAUUUGAAAAUGGUAAUAAUAAUGUACCAAAUGGUCGGUGGCCUUAUUAA
Molecule: messenger RNA, 657 nt
Organism: Trifolium pratense (red clover)
Lineage: Eukaryota; Viridiplantae; Streptophyta; Magnoliopsida; Fabales; Fabaceae
Product: agamous-like MADS-box protein AGL80
Exons: 2
Coding region: 1-657 (218 amino acids)
Biological process (GO): positive regulation of transcription by RNA polymerase II
Molecular function (GO): RNA polymerase II cis-regulatory region sequence-specific DNA binding; DNA-binding transcription factor activity, RNA polymerase II-specific; protein dimerization activity
Source: RefSeq, a predicted model, not a curated record